Artibeus jamaicensis (Jamaican fruit-eating bat) is the source of this 5207-nucleotide messenger RNA. It is a transcript of the gene NFRKB, whose product is annotated as nuclear factor related to kappaB binding protein. Gene Ontology annotation, molecular function: protease binding. The coding region runs from base 422 to 4357 and encodes 1311 amino acids. The record is from RefSeq and is a predicted model, not a curated record. The transcript has 27 exons. Lineage: Eukaryota; Metazoa; Chordata; Mammalia; Chiroptera; Phyllostomidae. Gene Ontology annotation, cellular component: Ino80 complex.
AAGGUGUUGAUUAGGGAAGGCUUGGCCGCUGGCGACGGAUUUGGAGUAGGGGGUGGCUCCGGAAGGAGCCUAGGGCUUAGCUUCUUUUGGGGGGAGGGUCCUGGAGGAAAGGUUAGCCCAGGUGCAGAGGAAAAGGCGUUGGGAGAGGUCUGCUUGGUGUAGAAAAGAGGUCCAGAAGCCACAAGACUUGGAACUCCUUGGCUUCCGGGGUUCCAACCUUCUCGCAGCUCCUGCUUUUGGUAUUUGGACAGUCUGUUCAGAAUAGUAGCAGGACAAAGGUUACCACUUAAAUAAGAUUAAAUUUAGCUCCACAUCUCCCAAAUUGAAGACACUUGUGAGAGAGCUGUGAUGCGGAGGAAUCCGGGAUUGGUCCAACUACCCUUCAUUGACACCUGGUGAGAUUACCCGUGGAACGUAAACAAUGGAUUCCUUGGACCACAUGCUGACAGACCCCCUGGAACUGGGUCCAUGUGGAGAUGGCCACGGCACACGCAUCAUGGAGGACUGCCUCCUGGGGGACACCAGGGUCAGUCUGCCUGAAGACCUCCUGGAGGAUCCUGAGAUAUUCUUUGAUGUGGUCAGCCUCUCCACGUGGGAAGAAGUACUGAGUGACUCUCAGCGCGAACACCUCCAGCAGUUUCUGCCUCGCUUCCCUGAGGACGACAUUGAGCAGCAAAGCCAGCUCAUCCUGGCCCUGUUCAGUGGGGAGAACUUCCGCUUUGGAAACCCUCUGCACAUCGCCCAGAAGCUCUUCCGUGAUGGACACUUUAACCCCGAGGUGGUCAAGUAUCGGCAGCUGUGCUUCAAGUCGCAGUACAAGCGAUACCUCAGCUCCCAGCAGCAGUACUUCCAUCGGCUGCUGAAGCAGAUCCUGGCGUCCCGCAGUGACCUCCUGGAGAUGGCCCGUCAGAGCGGCCCGGCCCUUUCCUUCCGGCAGAAGCGCCCUUCGCCGUCCCGCACCCCUGAGGAGCGGGAGUGGCGGACCCAGCAGCGCUACUUGAAGAUCUUGAGGGAGGUGAAGGAGGAGUGUGGCGACACAGCCCUGUCUUCAGAUGAAGAGGCCACGUUGGAUUUACAAGAAAAAUUUUCUUUUGAAGAUCUCAGCUCGUGGCUUCCGAGCUCUCCGGCACGUUCUCCUAGCCCUGCGGUGCCCCUGAGGGUGGUGCCCACGCUUUCAACCACGGAUAUGAAGACUGCAGAUAAAAUAGAACUGGGGGACAGUGACCUGAAGAUAAUGUUAAAGAAGCACCACGAGAAGCGGAAACGCCAACCAGACCACCCGGACCUUUUGACGGGGGACCUGACUCUCAAUGACAUCAUGACUCGAGUGAACGCUGGCAGGAAAGGUUCUUUAGCAGCCCUGUAUGACUUGGCUGUCCUUAAGAAAAAGGUUAAGGAAAAAGAGGAGAAGAAGAAGAAGAAGUUAAAAACCAUCAAGUCAGAGGCAGAGGAUCUGGCUGAGCCCCUAAGCGGUGCCGAGGGGCUGCCGCCUCUCUCCCAGGCCCCGUCUCCGCUGGCAGUGCCCGCUAUCAAGGAGGAGCCUCUAGAGGACCUCAAGCCUUGCCUUGGAAUCAAUGAAAUAUCUUCUAGCUUUUUCUCUCUUCUGCUGGAGAUCUUGCUGCUGGAGGGGCAGUCUAGCCUUCCUGUGCUCGAGGAGCGGGUGCUGGACUGGCAGUCGUCUCCGGCCAGCUCCCUCAACAGCUGGUUCUCCACAGCCCCCAACUGGGCGGAGUUGGUGUUGCCGGCCCUGCAGUAUCUUGCUGGCGAAAGCCGAGCCGUGCCUUCCAGUUUUUCUCCAUUUGUUGAAUUUAAAGAGAAAACCCAGCAAUGGAAAUUGCUUGGCCAGUCCCAAGAUAAUGAAAAGGAAUUAGCUGCACUCUUCCAGCUGUGGCUAGAAACCAAAGACCAGGUGUUCUGCAAGCAGGAACAUGAAGAUGGCACAGAUGCCACAACACCUGUCCCUCGGGUAAGAACGGACUAUGUGGUGCGGCCCAGUACCGGGGAGGAAAAACGAGUAUUUCAGGAGCAGGAGCGUUGCAGAUACAGCCAGCCCCAUAAGGCGUUCACCUUCCGCAUGCACGGCUUCGAGUCUGUGGUGGGGCCUGUGAAGGGUGUGUUCGACAAGGAAACCUCCCUCAACAAGGCACGGGAGCACUCCCUGCUGCGCUCGGACCGGCCUGCCUAUGUCACCAUCCUGUCACUGGUUCGAGACGCGGCGGCUCGGCUGCCUAAUGGAGAAGGCACGCGGGCAGAGAUCUGUGAAUUGCUCAAGGACUCCCAGUUUCUUGCCCCAGAUGUCACCAGCACUCAGGUGAAUACAGUAGUGAGUGGCGCACUGGAUCGGCUCCAUUACGAAAAAGACCCAUGUGUGAAAUACGACAUUGGACGGAAGCUGUGGAUCUACCUGCAUCGGGACAGGAGCGAGGAAGAGUUCGAGCGGAUUCACCAAGCACAAGCAGCAGCAGCUAAAGCCAGAAAAGCCCUUCAGCAGAAACCUAAGCCGUCGUCUAAGGUGAAGUCCAAUAGCAAGGAGAGUUCAAUGAAGGUCCUCAGCAGUGGCCCUUCUGAACAGAGCCAGAUGAGCCUCAGUGACUCCAGCAUGCCACCCACCCCAGUCACACCUGUGACGCCCACCACUCCAGCUUUGCCUGCCACUCCUAUCUCCCCUCCGCCAGUUUCGGUGGUCAGCAAAAGUGGCCCUGCUCCUGUCUCCGAACCAGCUAAGUCUAGCUCCGGUGUUCUUCUGGUGUCUUCACCCACAAUGCCACAGCUGGGAACGAUGCUCUCCCCGUCGGCCAGUCAGACACCACCCAGCUCUCAGGCCACGGCCCGGGUCGUGGGCCACUCUGGCUCAGCCAGCCUGCCCCAGGUGCGGGUGGUGGCCCAGCCUAGCCUUCCUGCUGUGACUCAGCAGUCAGCUGGGCCAGCACAGACACUGCCACCGAACCCAGCAGGACCUCAGAUGCGUGUUCCAGCCACUGCUACACAGACCAAAGUUGUGCCCCAGACAGUAAUGGCCACCGUUCCAGUCAAAGCCCAGACGGCAGCAGCCACCGUGCAGCGGCCGGCGCCUGGGCAGACGGGGCUCACGGUGACAAGCCUCCCUGCCACAGCCAGCCCUGCGAGCAAGCCAGCCUCGAGUUCUCCUGGGACCUCUGCACCGGGUGCUUCCACAGCCGCCGUCAUUCAGAACGUCAGUGGACAGAGCAUUAUCAAGCAGGUGGCGGUCACCGGGCAGCUCGGCGUGAAGCCCCAGACGGGCAGCAGCAUUCCACUUGCAGCCACUAACUUUCGUAUCCAGGGUAAAGAUGUAUUGCGUCUGCCACCCUCUUCCAUCACCACAGAUGCCAAAGGCCAGACGGUUCUGCGGAUCACUCCGGACAUGAUGGCCACACUGGCCAAGUCCCAGGUCACCACGGUCAAGCUGACCCAGGACCUCUUCGGGGCAGGAAGCGGCACCGCAGGCAAGGGCAUCUCUGCUACCUUACAUGUCACUUCCAAUCCCGUGCAUGCCACCGACAGCCCUGCGAAGGCCAGUUCCGCCAGUGCCCCUUCAGCCACACCAACGGGUACCACUGUGGUCAAGGUGACUCCCGACCUCAAGCCAGCAGAAGCCUCGAGCUCAGCCUUUCGCUUGAUGCCAGCACUUGGCGUGAGUGUGGCCGACCAGAAGGGCAAGAGCGCAGUGGCCUCUUCAGAAGCAAAGCCAGCUGCUACCAUUCGCAUCGUGCAGGGCCUGGGAGUGAUGCCCCCGAAAGCAGGCCAGACCAUCACAGUGGCGGCCCACGCCAAGCAGGGCCCUGCCGUGGCCGGCGGGUCUGGCACUGUCCAUACCUCGGCGGUGUCCCUGCCCAGCGUGAAUGCUGCUGUGUCCAAGACUGUGGCCGUGGCUUCCGGGGCGGCCAGCACCCCCAUCAGCAUUGGCACGGGAGCCCCCACUGUGCGGCAGGUCCCUGUCAGCACCACGGUGGUGUCCACAUCGCAGGCUGGGAAGCUGCCUACGCGGAUCACGGUCCCACUCUCUGUGAUCAGCCAGCCGAUGAAGGGCAAGAGCGUGGUCACAGCCCCCAUCAUCAAAGGCAACCUCGGAGCCAACCUCGGUGGGUUAGGCCGCAACAUCAUCCUCACCACCAUGCCAGCGGGCACUAAGCUCAUUGCCGGCAACAAGCCUGUGAGUUUCCUCACUGCCCAGCAAUUGCAGCAGCUCCAGCAACAAGGUCAGGCCACACAGGUGCGCAUCCAGACUGUGCCCGCCUCCCACCUUCAACAGGGAACAGCUGCGAAUCCCUCCAAGGCGGUCUCCACUGUUGUUGUGACCACAGCUCCAUCUCCCAAGCAGGCGCCUGAACAGCAGUGACUCUGGGAGAAAGAGGGCUCUCCGAACACCCGGCCCUGCCGCUGAGGGGAAGGGGCGGGAGGUCCGUGCUUCCUCUGGGCCUCCCUGUCCACGGGCAGCCAGCAGGGGCUGGUAGCAGCAGUGGCGGAGACUUUGCGGCCACACUCCACGUGGGGGCACUGACAAAGGUUCUCUCCAGGUCUGCUCUGUACUGAUGCAACAGAAGCCGCUCUUCAAGCUUGUGUGAGGUCACAAUUGUCACACAAGCAGAAGUUCUCUUCUGAGAGCUGGGUGCCGAGGGAGGGCUUGCAGCACAGAGCACAGGCGGUGAAUGAGCCUCGUGACGGGUGUGGAUCGUAUGUUUUAACUGUGCUCUUCUCCAUGACUCAUGGUCUGGUUAGGAGUUUUGUGUCCAUAAAUUUUUAUGUAACUUAUUUUUUUAACUGGUUAUUAUUUUGACCAGAAUGUGAGAAUAGCAGGAUCCUUCUAAGUUGGUGGCUAACUUGGUGACUACACGGUGAUGGAGAGGCUCCGAGAUGGAAGAGACAUAGGAAGUGGGGAUGGUGCGCAUCCCCUGAAAGGGGGUUGGUUGGGCACGGCCUCUGUAAGGGGGGCAUCAGGGUCCUGACCGCAGUCUGUGCCCUCACCCACCGGCCGUCCUCCUCCUCGGGCUCGUUUGCACACAGGUCAAGUGCAUUGCUGGUGGAUCCCGGAGGUGAGAGCUGCGGAAAUACUGCUUUUGCAGCACAAACUGUUUCAGUUCAGAGAUGAUGCAUUCUGCUUUGUUCCAGAGCAAGAGUCAGCAGGCUCUUGGACUGGCUACUUGUUUUCGUGAAUAAAGUUUUAUUGGGACACAGCCCAUGCCCAUUCA